Aureobasidium pullulans EXF-150 is the source of this 1080-nucleotide messenger RNA. RefSeq names its product PLC-like phosphodiesterase. NCBI's taxonomy places the organism in Eukaryota, Fungi, Ascomycota, Dothideomycetes, Dothideales, Saccotheciaceae. The transcript is spliced from 2 exons. Gene Ontology annotation, biological process: lipid metabolic process. Gene Ontology annotation, molecular function: phosphoric diester hydrolase activity. The record is from RefSeq and is a predicted model, not a curated record. Bases 1 to 1080 code for a protein of 359 amino acids.
AUGGCAGGCUUUGGAGUAAAUGAAGACACACCUCUACUCCGCCGCUUUUCCAUCCCGCCAGUCUUUACCCAACCAGCUUGCUUUGAACAAAUGUCCGACAAGAUGGCUCUCGAGUCAGAUUACAACACACAUGCCUGCGUCUUUCCCUUCUCCAGAAAACACAACACCAACAAAUCCGAAGAUGGACGCCCACAAAUGCCCCAAGCAAUAGCCCACCGCGGCUACAAAGCAAAAUACCCAGAAAACACCAUGUCCGCCUUUUCCUCCGCGGUAGAAAUCGGCGCCCACGCCGUAGAAACAGACGUCCACAUCACCAAAGACGGCGUAGUCGUUCUCUCCCACGACAACACACUCAACCGCUGUUUCAACCGCCCGGAACAAAUAAUCGAUUGCGAUUGGUCAUUCAUCGCACCCUUACUCACCACACAAGAACCUAAACAACAUAUGCCCCGACUCAUCGAUUUACUGGAAUAUCUGGCUCACCCGAAAAGAGCGGAUAUUUGGGUCCUGCUGGAUAUUAAACUCGACAACAAUGAUGAAGAUAUCAUGCGAUUGAUCGCCUCCACAAUCGCUUCGGUACCAGCUUUACCCUCUCAUCCAUGGUCCUCACGUAUAGUCCUUGGUUGCUGGUCAGCCAAAUAUAUCCCUCUAGCUGCAAAACAUCUCCCUGGAUUUCCUUGCACGCAUAUUGGUUUCAGCAUCUCUUACGCUCGUCAAUUUUUACCCAUACCCAAUGUCAGUUUCAACAUGUUACUUCCCAUCCUCAUGGCACCGGGCGGCAACAAAUUCUUGAGGGAUUGCAAAAAGGCGCAGAAACCCGUAUUGGCGUGGACGGUCAACGCGACCGAGAAGAUGGAAUGGUGUAUAAGGAGAGAAAUCGAUGGAGUCAUCACGGACGAUCCGAAGCUUUUCCUCGAGGUGUGUAGGAGGUAUGAUCCGGAUAGUGAAGAAAAGGGGUUGAGUUGGAAGGUUUGGUUCGAUGUGCUGAGACUUUGGUUUUUCGCUGGGUUGUUUGGAGUUCUCUAUCGCAACAGGUUUGCUAUGAAGACGAAGAAGAGGGUGCAGAUUCAAGCUGUUUAG